UGCUCGGACCAACCAACCAGCCGGCUGUCUUCUUCAGAAAGUGUCUGGAGAGAGAGAGAGAGAGAGAAAUGGCGUCGGGUUGGGGGAUAACAGGGAACAAAGGCAGGUGUUAUGACUUCUGGAUUGAUUUCAGUGAGUGUAUGUCCCGUUGCAGAGAGCCCAAAGACUGCGGUCUUCUCCGCGAAGACUAUCUCGAGUGCCUUCACCAUUCCAAAGAGUUCCAACGAAGGAAUCGAGUAUAUAAAGAGGAGCAGCGUCAAAUAAGAGCAGCUACUCGAAAGGCCAAGGGGGAAGAUGGAGAAAAUGUUCAUCAUCUCUAGUGUUUUAGCCAUAACCUUGUGGAGUCCGCAAAUAAUGAUUAAGUUGCCCAGUCUCAUUUUGAUGGGAAUUUGGUAAUAUUUUAAUUUCAAUCUCUUUUCGUUGUUUUCAGAAUGAGUGAACGCCUUUGGCUUGAGCAAAAUGGCAUGAUAUUGUCAAUCUCUACUUCCAUCAGGACAUCAAUGCAUAAGGUUUCUUAUGAAAUUUCCUUUUGGCCUUCUAAUUGCUUCUCAUAUUUGUAUCAUUUACUGGAAGUUGAGUCUUACCCUCUCUGCUUGAUUGUCAAUUUUAGUUAUAUUAUUGAUA
This is a messenger RNA of Cornus florida, 624 nucleotides long. RefSeq names its product NADH dehydrogenase [ubiquinone] iron-sulfur protein 5-B-like. Lineage: Eukaryota; Viridiplantae; Streptophyta; Magnoliopsida; Cornales; Cornaceae. The coding region runs from base 69 to 320 and encodes 83 amino acids. Gene Ontology annotation, biological process: mitochondrial respiratory chain complex I assembly. The record is from RefSeq and is a predicted model, not a curated record. The transcript is spliced from 2 exons.